Messenger RNA from Ipomoea nil (Japanese morning glory), 1157 nucleotides. RefSeq names its product zinc-finger homeodomain protein 4. The record is from RefSeq and is a predicted model, not a curated record. The transcript is spliced from 3 exons. NCBI's taxonomy places the organism in Eukaryota, Viridiplantae, Streptophyta, Magnoliopsida, Solanales, Convolvulaceae. Gene Ontology annotation, cellular component: nucleus. Gene Ontology annotation, biological process: regulation of developmental process; regulation of DNA-templated transcription. The coding region runs from base 19 to 876 and encodes 285 amino acids. Gene Ontology annotation, molecular function: transcription cis-regulatory region binding; DNA-binding transcription factor activity.
UCCAUCAAUCAGAUUAGAAUGGAGAUUCCAUCAAGUCAUGAAGAUGGAGAAAUGCCAAUUCCCAUAAACAGCACAUAUGGGCAUGGGCAUGGGCAGCAUAUCAUAAUGCAUCAUAAUCAAAAUAAUAAUAAUAAUCACAUAAUAAUCCCCUCGGCACCACCUUCCUCCAUUAAUGGCGUCCCAGUUGAGAGCACUGCCAAGAAGCAGAUGGUGAGGUACAGAGAGUGUCUGAAGAACCAUGCGGCCGCCAUGGGAGGCAAUGCGACUGAUGGGUGUGGAGAGUUCAUGCCCAGCGGUGAAGAGGGCAGUCUGGAGGCUCUCACUUGCUCCGCCUGCAACUGCCAUAGAAACUUCCACCGGAAAGAGGUUGAAGGUGAGCCUCUAUUAUCCCUGCAAAUCCCCCCAUCUCCUCCCUGUCACUGCACCUACCACCACAAGAGGAAAGUCUUUGUGGGGGCUGAGCCAUUGGGAGGUGUAGGGUACCCUAGACCACCCCCCCAUCAGAUGAUCAUGUCCUACAACAUGGGCGGCAGCCUGCACCCGUCAGAUCAGUCAGAUGAGCAUGAAGAAGGCGGCGGUGGAGGUGGUGGUGGUGGUGGUGGGGUGGUGCUCCGGCCACCAUUACACCAGAUGGGGAUGGUGAAGAAGAGAUUCAGAACAAAGUUCACCCAAGAACAGAAAGACAAAAUGCUGAGCUUUGCUGAGAGAGUUGGGUGGAAGAUUCAGAAGCAAGAGGAAUCUGUGGUGCAACAAUUCUGCCAAGAAGUUGGAAUCAAGAGAAGGGUCCUCAAGGUUUGGAUGCACAACAAUAAGCACAAUCUUGCCAAGAAAACCAUCCAAAAUCCCAAUCCCAAUCCUCCUCAAAUUCAACUCUAGAUACAAAUCAUCAUCUAAUAUUAAUUUCUUCUCAUCAUCUUAUAUAUUUUGGUGUUGAUUUUAGCUAGAUUUCCAGUUUCUGGUUGGGUAUGUAUGGAUUAGGAUUUUAGGUCAAUAUAAGUUAAAAUAAUACUGAGAAUGAAGGAGAGGGAGGGAGUAGAGAUCAGAGUAUAGUUCAUGCUGUUCCCUGUUGGUUGCUUAGAGACUGCCUUUAUGCACUCCAUCUUUUCAACAUUUUUCUUGCUAGCCUAUUCAUCAAUAAUUACUUUUCUUUAUCCCAA